AUGGAUAAAACAGUUGUAGAGGGAAUAGAGCUUGGACCAGUUAGCCAAGAUAUCAUGAAGAAUCAGGCAACCGUCAAUAUAGGAAUGAUUGGGCAUGUGGCGCACGGGAAGUCCACCAUUGUAAAAGCAAUAAGCGGAAUAAAAACUGUCCGAUUUAAAAGCGAGCUGGAGAGAAACAUCACCAUUAAGCUAGGAUAUGCAAAUGCAAAGAUAUACAAGUGCACAGGAGGCAUAUGCAAGAGACCAGAGUGCUACAUCUCCACUUCGAGUGCACAAAAGCCUCCAAAGAGCUGCAGAACAAAAAACUGCCAAGGAGCCAUUGUGCUGGAAAGACACGUCUCUUUUGUCGACUGUCCGGGACACGAAGUUCUCAUGGACACAAUGCUUACUGGCGCAGCAAUCAUGGAUGCAGCCAUUCUGAUCAUUGCAUCCAACGAGCAGUGUCCGCAGCCGCAGACAAUAGAGCACUUAAAUGCGAUUGAUGUCGUUAAUCUAGAUAAGGUAAUUAUUUUGCAAAAUAAGGUAGAUCUUCUGACAAGAGAGCAAGCCCUUGAGAACUACGACCAGAUUCAGGACUUUAUAAAAGAAUCUUCUGCGCGUAACUCUCCCAUCAUCCCCACCUCUGCGCAGAUAGGAUGCAACUUGGAUGCAAUAUUGGACUACAUUGUAAACUUUAUUCCUGUUCCUCUCAGGGAGUAUGGAGAGGCACCGCAGGUGCAGGUAAUUAGAUCGUUUGACAUAAACAAGCCAGGAUGCAAGCCAGCGAACUAUCAGGGCGGAGUGAUAGGGGGGUGCCUAACCAAGGGAUACCUGCAGGUAGGAGAAAUGCUUGAAAUUAGGCCGGGCAUCUUGGAAAAAGUCCAUGGUAAAUUAGCAUGCAAGCCUGUUAAAACAAAAAUUCUCUCUUUAUUUGCUGAGUCAAACUCUCUGAAGGUGGCUGUUCCUGGAGGGCUUGUGGGGAUAGGCACAGAGCUAGAUCCAUUCUUCUGCAGAGGAGACAAGCUGGUGGGACAAGUCCUGGGAAGGCCUGGGUCUCUUCCAGAGGUAUACAGAGAAAUGUCGAUAAGCUACCAUCUAUUUGAAAAGCUCACUGCUGAAACUCUCGCUUUAGGAAAACCGUUAGCUGUUAAGGAACAGUUGCUGAUAAACAUAGGAAGCAGCUCUAGCAGAAUACAGAUAACUGCAUCAAGCGAUAACAAAGCAUCUUUCAUCCUGGCUACGCCCAUCUGCGCAGAGAUAGGCGCGACUCUGAGCAUAUCAAGAAAGCUGCGAGGGCAUUGGAGGCUGAUAGGAGCUGGAAACAUAGAAAAAGGCGUAUGUUUGCCUAUUUUGGAAAUAUAA
Molecule: messenger RNA, 1341 nt
Organism: Nematocida minor
Lineage: Eukaryota; Fungi; Microsporidia
Product: translation initiation factor 2 subunit 3
Exons: 1
Coding region: 1-1341 (446 amino acids)
Biological process (GO): formation of translation preinitiation complex; positive regulation of translational fidelity
Cellular component (GO): eukaryotic translation initiation factor 2 complex; cytosol
Molecular function (GO): tRNA binding; translation initiation factor activity; GTP binding
Source: RefSeq, a predicted model, not a curated record